Messenger RNA from Periconia digitata, 546 nucleotides. The record is from the annotation of a GenBank genome assembly. NCBI's taxonomy places the organism in Eukaryota, Fungi, Ascomycota, Dothideomycetes, Pleosporales, Periconiaceae.
CUCCUACUAAACUAUUCUUAUAAUCUGAUCUUUGUUGCCACCACCACCUUCUUUGGUAUUCAAUUUCUAUUGCAUCCAAGGGAAAGGCGGGACUGUACCAAAAUGUCAUACUACCUCUCAAUCGUCGUUGACGGUCCUGGUGACGAUCCAAAUCACCGCUCCCACUGGGCCUUCGCUAUCCAUGCGCCCGGCUCCCAGAUCGGCAACGUUCUCCAUGUCACUCCUCUCGAUCUUAACAAACUCAUAUAUGCUUUCGACAAGCGCAAAGGCGUCGAGGUUCAGUCCAAAUCAUCUGAAGGCUACUUUACCAUCGCAACAUUGUCGCUAGAGCAGUAUCCUCGUGCGGAUCGGAUCAUCAGUCAAGAGCCGGCUCCAAAUAAUGGGAGUGACAGGUGUCAAGAUUGGGUACAGAAUUGUAUCAUUGCACUCGAGGUGGAAGAGAUUGUCCCGCCAGGAACGAGUGAGUGGCUUGGGGGAUUGGUGGGGCAGCCAGCAGCGACGGUAGCGAGUAAGAUCGGGACCCGCUGGGUGCGUACCGCUGGUUAG